AUGAGCAUGCUUAGGACCACCGUCGUCGCCACUGUGCGUCGUUCAGUCGCAGCUCCAGCUUGUAGGACGCGUAGCGUGUCCCAGUCCGCCAAUGUACUUGCUCCCAGGUUCUAUUCUAGUGGGUCGAGCAUACACGACAAUGACCCAGAGCUACUAGAAGCUGAGAAGCAAAAGAACCUCAAGGGUCUUCAAAACGACACGUCUGCUCCGCAUAAACACGCACCAGGCUGGAAUGAAUAUCUCGCCACUACGUCCGAGGCGUACACAAAGGCGGACAAGUCGGAUGCACCCAUCAACGAGAUUCAAUCUACCACGGUUGAGUGGGUCAAAAAACGCCACCCUCCAGCCGGCGGAGACGCCACGGAGACGGUGGUAGAGAAAGUCAGCGACAUGGCCGAGGGAAUGAAAGAGGCCGCGCUGCAAGCAAAAGACACUAUCCUGGGUCCACUAGCAUCUGCAGGAAAGGGGGCAGUAUCUUCCUCGGAGGACCAUUCACACCGUGGAGAGCGAGCAGCCAAGGCAAAACGUGAAGGAAAUGACCAUACAGGGAGCGAAGCAGCAGUAAAAGCGGACCGGGGUGAUCUCUAA
This is a messenger RNA of Serendipita indica DSM 11827, 588 nucleotides long. The record is from the annotation of a GenBank genome assembly. NCBI's taxonomy places the organism in Eukaryota, Fungi, Basidiomycota, Agaricomycetes, Sebacinales, Serendipitaceae.